Xiphophorus hellerii (green swordtail) is the source of this 2432-nucleotide messenger RNA. RefSeq names its product interferon-induced protein 44-like. NCBI's taxonomy places the organism in Eukaryota, Metazoa, Chordata, Actinopteri, Cyprinodontiformes, Poeciliidae. Gene Ontology annotation, molecular function: GTP binding. Gene Ontology annotation, biological process: immune response. The record is from RefSeq and is a predicted model, not a curated record. Bases 244 to 1590 code for a protein of 448 amino acids. The transcript is spliced from 9 exons.
CUCCAGGGGGCCAGUACAGGAAGUAUGAGUUUUUAAGUUUCAUUUCUUCUGCGAGCAGCGAGGCUCAGCCUUUGGUUUGUUUAGCUGCCUUUAACCAAAUAUCUGCAGAAUAUAAAGAAGUCAGGCAGCCAGGAAAACAAAACUUAUCGCGCUGUGUUAUUAAACGAUAGAAAGCAAGACUUUAAGCUGCAGUUCGGAGAUUUAAACUUGAGUUUACUCUAAAAGUUGAGAUCAGCAGCUCAGAUGGCCACUCUGAACCCACUGCUCUCCAGGAACCAGCAGAGAACCAUCUGCUCUCAGCUGGGAAAUGUCAAACUGAAGCUGCUCUACAAAGCCUCCGUCCACGGCUUUACUGGUGCUGCCUUCCACCAGAGAUGUGACAAGCAGGCGCCCACUGUGUCUGUGGGAUACAAUACCACUGGUUAUGUGUUUGGAGGCUACGCCAGCCAACCAUUCACUCAGACUGGACAGUGGGUGAAUGAUAACCAGGCUUUUCUUUUUAGUUUUACUGGUGGAAAACUGCAGAAAUACCCCUGUACUAAUGCUCCACAUGCACUUUUAAUGGAUGGGAACUCUGGUCCUUAUUUUGGAAAUGCACUUGCUCUUGUCCACUCCAACCAACCAGUGACGCACAGCGCUCCGGGGAAUUAUUACAACUUCACUGCUGCAGAAAUGCAUGGAAAUGACCUGAAGCUGACUGAAUGUGAAGUUUACCAGGUGGAGGAAUCCACUGAACUUGAGAAGCCAUGGAGGACUGUGGUCUGGGAAUCUGGGAAGAGAACGGAGCUGAUGGACACCAUCAAAACCUACAAACCCACAGUCAGUUCUGUGCCCCAGGCUCGGGUUUUGCUCAUUGGACAGGUCGGAGCCGGAAAGUCCAGCUUCUUCAACUCCAUCAACUCUGUAUUCAGAGGCCAUGUCACCAGUCAGGCCAUCGCUGGCAGCUCUUCCACCAGCCUCACCACUCAGUUUCGAUCCUACUCUGUGAAAGCUGGACGAGAAGGCAAACCCCUGCCAAUCAUCCUGUGUGACACCAUGGGCCUGGAGGACAACAAAGGGGCGGGGCUUGAUGUGGAGGACAUCAGCAGCAUCCUUAAGGGACAUAUGCCGAAUUGUUACCAGUUCAACCCCGCUGCUCCUCUUCAUGCUGAGUCUCACGGCUUUCGCAAGUCUCCGGCCGUCAAAGACAAGAUCCACUGUGUGACUUAUGUUAUUGAUGCCAGCAAGGUCUCCAUUAUGCCCCCAAAGUUGGAGGAGAAGAUGGAAGUUAUCCGCAGAAAGGUUAACCUGUUGGGGAUUCCUCAGCUGGUUCUGCUCACUAAAGUGGAUGAAGCUUGUCCUUUGGUGAAAGACGAUCUGAGAAACAUCUACAAGAGCGGAUACAUCAAGGACUUAAUGCAGGAUGUCAGCGUCAGGGUGGGCGUUCCGCUGUCCUGCGUUAUUCCAGUCAAGAACUACAGCGGGGAGCUGGAGCUGGACUUGAACUGCGACAUCCUGCUACUCAGCGCCGUCGUCCAGAUGCUCCGGUUCGUCGAUAACUACUUCGAUGACCUCAGCGACCGACUGAGCAGCACCGAAAGCCACGAUUAAGAAUCUGUAUUAAAACCUGACAGCUCAGGCUUAUCCGCAUGUCCAGGUGUGUCAGUAUUUAUGCAUUUAUCCAAAACAACUGUUGAGUUUUACAUAUUAAAUGCAGCUGAAUAUAUUUACCUUUUACAGAGUGACUGCAACAACUGCAAGCAUUUCUUUUUGUGAGUCUUGGGAAGUUUCACCACGAUCCCACCUAGAAAUGACUUUACAACUCCAGUUUGAUAAUGAUUUUGUUUCUUGUUGGUUCUUGAACGUCUUUAAAUCGGGGCAUGAUGUUUUAAAAGUUUAUUCUGCAGGUUUGGUUGUAGAUUAUGUUGUAAUCAUAAUCUGAAACAUUUAAGUUUAUCCAAAAAAGAUAGGAAAUCAGAAAGUUGUUCACUUCAGUGAGUCUGGAUAAAUCAGUCUCUUUUUGCUCCAGAUAGAUUUAUUACCUUAAUUGUCUUGGUGACUCGGUACGUUUUAGGACAUUUAUGCAGGACGGAUUUUUUAACAUGCAUGUUGUUAAACUCCAGGAAAACGGCAAAUAUAUCUGUGGGCAUGAAACUGAAGUAAAAUCUAAUUAGUAAAGAUAUCAUAGCUUGCAUGUGUAAAGAUUUGCUGAUAUUUGACUUUCCUGGAUUCCCUAGAAUGUUACAAAAUGACUACUCUAUUUUUUCUUUUGUAUCUUUGUUUUUUCCACCCAGGUGUUGUUGUUUACAGUUUACUUACUUAUGCUUUUUUGAGUUAAAAAAAACAAUCUGAGACAGAUUUGAGUUAUUACAUGCAAGCAUGCAAGUGUCAGUUUAUACAAGAUGGGAAAAAAUGCAUACACUAAUAAAAAUGUUAAGAAGUCAUGUCUGGAA